Messenger RNA from Macrosteles quadrilineatus (aster leafhopper), 2993 nucleotides. RefSeq names its product adenosine 3'-phospho 5'-phosphosulfate transporter 1-like. The transcript is spliced from 9 exons. Bases 311 to 1633 code for a protein of 440 amino acids. The record is from RefSeq and is a predicted model, not a curated record. Gene Ontology annotation, cellular component: endoplasmic reticulum membrane; Golgi membrane. Lineage: Eukaryota; Metazoa; Arthropoda; Insecta; Hemiptera; Cicadellidae. Gene Ontology annotation, biological process: transmembrane transport. Gene Ontology annotation, molecular function: 3'-phosphoadenosine 5'-phosphosulfate transmembrane transporter activity.
GUAAGUAGCCAAGUGUGACACAGGCUUUAGGUGCUGAGCUGACGGUACGCUGACGCUUAAGUUAACCACAAACAACCCUAUGCUUACGUUACGUUUAAGUAUUUAUUUUGUUUGUAACAUUACUGGCUAAAAAUUUUUAACUUUUCAACGCAUAACUUAUCGUGUUUUGAAUUAUUCUCCGUAGGCCUAAACUGACAAGAUGAGUGAAACCCGGGCCGAGAAGAGAUAAAAUGCUAUCAGUAUAAUAUGAAGAGGUUGUAUCAAGUAGUCUCUGAGAUUGAAGAGGAAAGGGACAGUAUCAUCUGUUGAGAUGAGGAAUAGAGCACCUGAAAUCGUCAUCUGUUUUGUGGUGGUGUGCUCGAUAGCCAUCAUCUACCUGGUGACCCAAGUACUUCACUGGCUCGUAGGAGACGAUGAGCCAAUCCCUGACAGUUUCAAGGCCAGUUGGCUCUUCACUCUGGCUCUCAAUGUACUCGGCUACGCCACCAUCCUUUUGCCUGGUGCCAUCAUCUUUAAGUACGUCAAGGCCAGCAAGUAUCUAGACCGAGCAGUGCCAGGAUGUUUCCCAGCGCUUGUCAGGACGUGUUUCACCGGCACAGAGAAGGACAUUCUGAUAGGCAGUGAGUUGCCGUCCAGUAGCUCCACAGUUCGCACGCUCAGACAGGAAGCGUUGUUGCUUAUGUUCUGUUUCAUCGGUCUGCAAGGUUCCUACCUCACAUGGGGUCUACUGCAGGAGAAGGUCAUGACUCAGGAAUACAGUAACUCACAAGGACAGACAGGUCACUUCAAGGACUCUCAGUUUCUUGUGUUUGUCAACCGUAUCCUUGCGUUUGCGCUCUCUGGAGUCUACAUCAUAUCAACCAGACAGCCCCGACAUUCCAUGCCUCUAUACAAGUACAUCUACUGCUCGUUCUCCAACAUCAUGAGUUCCUGGUGUCAAUACGAGGCGCUCAAGUUUGUCUCGUUUCCUACCCAGGUUCUAGCGAAAGCAUCAAAAAUUAUUCCCGUUAUGAUAAUGGGGAAAAUCGUUUCAAGGGAAAAGUACGAGUUUUACGAGUAUGUAACAGCAGGCUUCAUCUCCCUGGGCAUGGCCAUGUUUUUGUUUGGCAGUUCGGACAACGAUAAAGAGACAGUAACUACAUUCUCAGGAGUGAUUCUACUCGGAGCCUACAUGGUGUUUGAUAGCUUCACGUCCAACUGGCAAAGUGCUCUGUUUAAACAGUACUCGAUGAGUUCCGUCCAGAUGAUGUGUGGGGUCAACCUCUUCUCCUGCAUCUUCACCGCUACUUCUCUCGCACAACAGAGCGGAUUUGUUCACUCGCUACAGUUCAUGUCUAAGUUUCCGAUGUUCACCAUAGACUGCAUGCUGUUGUCUAUCAGCUCGGCCGCUGGUCAACUCUUCAUUUUCUACACGAUUGCCAACUUCGGCCCCGUCGUCUUUGUGAUAAUCAUGACCAUACGUCAGGGACUAGCCAUUCUGUUGUCCUGUUUAAUCUACCAACAUUCCAUCACGUUCUUGGGCGUUCUGGGUGUUAUUGUCAUCUUCGCUGCAGUUUUCCUCCGAAUCUAUUGCAACCAGAGAAUCAAAGCGCACAAAAGACGACUGCAAAACGCAGCAGCGACUAAGAUAUAAAAUAUAAUUCACUUUGAGAGUGGAAAUCUGUGAUCUGUUUAUAUUGUCAAAUGGUGCAGUAUUUUUAGGUAUUUAUUAAGGCUUACCAAAGGAUUUGAUGUUGAGUGUGUGAAAAAUAGACUAGGGUGUAAUCAUUGACUAUUGUAUACAGAAGUUGUAUUAAUAGUCAAAGGUGUAAUGUAGGGGUAUGUGAACAGAGUAAAUGUUUUAUUAGUGGGAAUAAUGAACGUACAGCAGAAAUAGUUUGCUUUUGUAUAAGAUCAAACCCAACCUUUUAGCUCAAGAAUGCAGAAAAGGAUAAUUAAUAUAAAAGAUCAAGUUGGAGGGAACAAGAUUAAAUUAAUCAAAUUGUAUGUUUACAUUUUUAAUUACGUGGAAUAAUUCCAGGUUCUAGAAGCAUUGGAAUUGGUUAAUUGCCACAUCUUGCUUUUUAAAAGCCUUAAAGAGAUCAAAAGUUUGUAUAAGGUAUUGAUACUGCAGAUUUUAUUGCUGUCAUGCUUGUAAUUUGCAAAAAUUUUGGGGAUGUUUUUUACAGUUAUAGAUCUGAUCUUUAGUCUGAUCCCAUAAAGGUGGCAGUUAAUCUAUCUGUCAGAGAUAGUUUAAAAACCAGUGUUUCGGAGGGAAUCAAUAAUUGACGACAACAUGUUAUAGAAAUUAAUAUGAUGCAAAACAUGUCUGUGGAAAAUAGAUUUUGGCAUAUUAGUAAAUGAUAUCAAUAGUUAUAGUGUUCCCUUCAGAAUUAUUGCCUUAUUUUGCAUUAAAUCUGGAUUAUCAUGUAACACAUAAAAGAAUAUUGCCAAUUGUGUGUCUAUGUAGCAAAAUGGAUUAACUAGGAUGCUAUUAUACAUUCAGCAAACAAUUGCUAAUAUUGUUUGAUAAUUUCUAGUUUGUAUGAAGAAUAAUAACAAAAUUCCGUUGUCUAGUACAAUGUUUUUAACAUCACAAUAUCACAAUAUUUGAUACUAGUUGAGGUUAGGUGGUGGAGGAAAUCCUUUCUGUACAGCAAGCUAUGCGUUAUUAUGAUAUUAUUUGUGGCCAAAUCUUAACUAGAAAUGCAUCCAUGCCAUUUGCAUUUGCCAUAGAACAAUGUAGCGGAAAAUUGUAUGUGUAUUUUGCAUUGAGGAAGCUGUGCGAGCAACAAACAUUUUUGAGAUUUUACUUAAUUAUUUUAAGUUUAGUUUAAGCUUGUCUUACAGCCUUAUAAAACGUAGCUUAUUACGUUUUGAACUAUCAAAGCUUCUACGAGAUAUUAGAACAAUGUUCGCAAAAUAAGUGUUAAACGUUGCCAGAUUUGGUGUUGUGACCAUUGUUAGUUAUUUUUAGAACACAAAUUUACCAAAGAAAGAACUAUAUUCAUUUA